Ilyonectria robusta is the source of this 2247-nucleotide messenger RNA. Its product is annotated as Scd6-like Sm domain-containing protein. The record is from RefSeq and is a predicted model, not a curated record. Gene Ontology annotation, cellular component: P-body; membrane. Gene Ontology annotation, molecular function: mRNA binding. Bases 1 to 2247 code for a protein of 748 amino acids. The transcript is spliced from 5 exons. Lineage: Eukaryota; Fungi; Ascomycota; Sordariomycetes; Hypocreales; Nectriaceae. Gene Ontology annotation, biological process: vesicle-mediated transport; P-body assembly; intracellular protein transport.
AUGGCGAACCCCCUCGAUACCGACGCUGGCUCCGAGCUCUUCGGCUCCUACGAGGCCGAGUUUAAGCUCGUCCAGGCCGAUUUGACCGAGAAACUUGACCAGAUCCCCGAGCUCGCCGGCGAGCCGCGGAAGGCCGCCAUCAGCCAAGCCGAGCGUGCCCUCGAGGAGGCCGACGAAUUGUUGGGACAAAUGCGCCUGGAGAAACAAAAUAUCCCGACCAGCUCUCGCACCAAGGUCAACCAACGCUUCCGCAACUACGAGUCCGAUACCGACGAGGCCCGACGCAAACUGACGUCGCUCUCCUCCGACCGUUCUGCCCUGUUUGGGUCGCGCUACACCGACGACCCCGCUGGGUCUUCCGAUAUUCAUAUGGAACAGCGCCAGCAACUGUUGUCGGGAACCGACCGUCUCGACCGCAGCACUCAGCGUCUCAAGGCAAGCCAGGCGCUCGCCAACGAGACGGAGGGUAUCGGCGCGGGCACUCUGGCAGACCUGAGCAGGCAGCGAGAAGUUAUCGAGCAUGCACAUCACACUCUCCUCCAAAGUGAGGGCUAUGUUGACAGGAGUGUCAAGACUCUUCGGGGGAUGGCACGUAGCUACAGGUCUCGUAUUUCUCUCAUCUCAAAAAGCGAUAUUCGCUAUGUCGGUACCCUCCAUGAGAUCAACUCGGACGAGUCAACAGUGUCUCUCGAGAAUGUGAGGUCCUUCGGAACAGAAGGCCGUAAAGGCCGGCCAGACGAAGAGAUUUCUCCCUCCGACCAGGUGUACGAGUACAUCGUCUUCCGAGGCAGUGAUGUGAAGGACCUGCGAAUUGAAGACCACCCGAGCAUCAAGGAGAACAAGCCCCCGGCUGUUCCUGAUGACCCAGCCAUCGUCGGCGCUCGCGCUCGCCCUGGUGCUCAGCCACCAACCCAGAAUGCUCCCCCAGCUCCUGCUGCCUUUGGCCAGAACCCGUACCCACCAAACAACUUCUAUGGAGGCCCACCUCCUGGAAACUGGGGUCGUGGUGGAGCGCCCGGCCCUGGCCCGGGUCCAGGUCCAGGUCCCAACUUUGGCAACAUGCCGUAUCCUCCCCCUCCCGGAUGGUUCCCUCCUGGCCAAGGCUUCCCUCCUGGUGGUCCUGGUGGUCCCAACAUGCCCGGCGGUCCCAACGGUCCUGGCGGCCCCAGUGGCCCAGCACCCUGGGGCAACUAUCCUUUCCCUCCUGGUCCUGGUGGUCCUGGUGCGCCUGAUGCUCCCCAAAACCAGCGGCCUACACCCGCCGCCGCUCCCCCUCAGGAUUCGAAGCCCGCGCCGAUUGGCCCCGGCGCUGAACGAGGAAAGAAUGGAACGCCUGGUGGACAGGUACCAACCGAGCCGAAGUCUUUGGCUCAGGGCCCUAGACAGCACGCAAAUGCUCCCCCUCCCCCUGUGGACUCGAAGCCUUCUGUUGAGGAGGUCAAACAGGUUGCUGCCAACCUGAGCUCAAACGGCCCCGCCGCCGACGCCAGCAAGUUGGUGCCUACCGGGCCCAAGAAUCACCGAAUCACCCCCGUGAUCCCUCUCUCUGGAUUAGCUGCGAAGCCUUUCCAUCUUCCUGGCGCUACUGAUCAUACCGCUAAGCCCACUGCUACUGCUACGCCUGGCAACGUCCAGGAUGCGACGAACGCGGCGAGAGCUGCUGUCGCCGUUGCUAUGGCCCAACUUGGAAACAGUGGUGGCACCGCCAUGGACAAUUUGACCAACAAGGUCAACGAGAUGAGGGUCAACGCUGUGCGAGGAGCCGCAGCUCCCCGUGCUCGAGGCCGCGGAGGCCGACCUCCCAAUGCCAAGGUCGAGGUGCCUGACUCGGACUUCGACUUUGCUCAGUCGAAUGCCAAAUUCAACAAGCAAGACAUUGUUAAAGAGGCCAUUGCUGGCUCUCCGUUGACCGAAACUCCCGAGGGCGAUAACUUUGAAACCCCUGAGCCCUCCGCUUCAGGCGAUGCUCCCAACGCCUACAACAAGACGAGAUCGUUUUUCGACAACAUCUCGAGCGAAGCCAAGGAGCGAGCUGAGAAUGGUGGCCAGAAGCCUGGUGGUCGUGAGUGGCGUGGCGAGGAGCAGAAGAAGAACAUGGAGACCUUCGGCCAGGGCAGUGUGGACGGCGGAUACCGCAACUACCGUGGACGAGGCCGAGGCCGUGGUCGUGGUGGUCGAGGAGGAUUCAACCGCGGCGGUCGCGGUGGAAACCGACCUCAGUACCAGACAACGCCCACCCCUCAGUAA